UCGAAAUUGCAAGAGUAACGUUGGUUUCUCGAAAGCUAGAGAGAGGGAGAGAGAGGCGGACGCACUUGCAGAGGUCCCGAAGAAGCAUAAGGAGAUAGAGAGGGAGAGAGAGAUGUACUUGCAGAGAAGAAGAGAUGGCUCCAAAGGAAAAAAGAGGGAGACCUGAAAGCAAGUCAAGAAUGAUGUCUGUUAUAAAGAAGAAGAAGAAAACCCUGAUGAAAAAGGCUGAUGAGCUAUCAAUCUUUUGUGGGGUCGAAGCCUGUGUAAUCUCUCUCUCUUCGGAAACAAGCGAGUGCAAUGUUUGGUCAAGCACGCCCGACGCCCUUUCCAUGCUUAAGCGAUAUAGGGAACUAAAGACAGAAGACAAAAGCAAGCGGAAGGUCGAUCUCACAGAUGUCAUGAGACAGAGAAUAGAUGAGGUAAAGAAGAAAUUGGAGAUUCAGAGGAAGAAGAAUUUGGAACUUGAGUUGCAGAACAAACUGUUGGAGCUCAAAAAUCUUAGUGUUGAUGGUUUACCUCUGCAAAGUCUCCAAGAAAAUCUUAGCUUAAUAGAUAAGACCUUGGAGAAGGUUCGUGAGCAGAUCUCGACACUCCGUAAGGUUGCUAUAGGUUCAGUUCCUCAAGCAUAUGACACACUAUGCAGCUCAUUGCCGUCUUCAGAUCCACAAAAUAUACAGCUGGACUAA
Molecule: messenger RNA, 686 nt
Organism: Magnolia sinica
Lineage: Eukaryota; Viridiplantae; Streptophyta; Magnoliopsida; Magnoliales; Magnoliaceae
Product: agamous-like MADS-box protein AGL36
Exons: 2
Coding region: 135-686 (183 amino acids)
Molecular function (GO): protein dimerization activity; DNA binding
Source: RefSeq, a predicted model, not a curated record